UGAAGUGUACAUGUAUAAUGUGAGAGGAUUCAGAGGCCAACGAGCUGUUGGGAAAGAUGGAACUUUUGCCUGAAAGUAGUGUGUUAUUUCGUGACUCCUCGGGUUUUUGAGGUAAUGGACUUCCGCAGGGCGUGCCGCGUUCUGGUGCAACAACAUCCGUAAUGAAUGUCAACAACUGCAGUUACAGGAAAAAUAUGCUAAAUAUGAAAUUUCCUUAAGUUUAACCAAACAGCAAAUGGAACUUUAAAGAGAUGAGAUAGAUUACUUGUUUUUCAAUAUUUUACAAAUACGGAUGUUUUAAUACAAAAUGAAAGGAUGGAGAAAAAUAUUCAUGAAUCCGAAAUUGCUAAGAUAGCUUUUCACUUUAAAAUUCUGUACGGGUCUUUGAUUCUGAAUUUUUCUGUGACCGUUUUUAUGAUCAUCACACUGUACAGUAGCCAGGACUGCCACCACGCCCCGGGAAAAUGGACCAACCGAGAAAGGUUCCAAAGUCUACACGCAACAAAGACGACAAAUUCAGAAAACACAGGAGAGACUUUAAAAUGGAUGCGUUUUCGAAGAUCCUUCAGUUUUCAGUAUGGCAAUUGUGAAACAUUUCUGUAUGACUGUCGCAACGUAAUGGGAGAUGAUUUCGUAAUAAAAGGAGAAAAGGGCGAGCAAGGUUACAUAGGAGUUUCCGGGAUAACAGGCAAUCCAGGACCAAUAGGACCCAAAGGAAAUCCAGGCAUUCCAGGGCCGAUUGGACCUAUGGGGCCCAAAGGAGAAGAAGGACUCCCAGGCCUGAGAGGCUUACCUGGAGAAAGAGGACAUCAAGGAGGAACGGGGAGACCUGGUUUGUCCGGAUUAAAAGGUGCCAAGGGGGAGAGAGGACAGCGGGGCCUUCUGGGAUUUCCUGGCUAUAUUGGAAAACGGGGUGAGAAAGGUGACAAGGGAAUACCUGGUGAUAGAGGCCCUAUGGGGCCAGAGGGACUCUUCGGACCUCCAGGACCAUCAGGACCCAUUGGCCCAAAAGGUGACAAAGGCGACAAAGGGCCAUUUGGAAAAGAUGGAUAUGCAGGGGAUAACGGAGAUGUUGGUGAAAAAGGCGAGAGAGGUUUUCCUGGGCACCCAGGACCUAUUGGACUACGAGGACCCAAGGGAGAAAAGGGUGACUGUCUAGUUUCAACUUUCAAAAUGGAAAACUUAAAAUUGGAAAAAGAUGCCACGAAUCGUCCAGUGCGAACUCCUCAAAGGAAUCAGGCUGGAAGGUCUGCUGCUGAAAGAGCGGGAAACGGAACAAGGCCAUUAGUCUCCACAAUUUAUAUAGCGCUGUGUUCCUUAGUUGUUUUUUAUGAAAUCUACUGACAUUAAUCCCGCUUCGUGCAUAUACUGAGCCUUGUUGGGAAGAAGAAGAGGGUUAUAUACAAUAGUUGUCACCAGUUAUGACCAAUAACCCAUGUUCCAUGCAAGUUUCUUUUCCCUAAAAUCACACGAUGAACGGGGAAUGCAUCAAGGCAUCUUUAGGGAGAAUGCAACUCCGAGCAAUUAUGGAUGAUAGUACGCCACCUUUUGUUGAUCGUAGACGUGUGCGUGCCAGGUCUUCGGUUAUGAGACAUUUUCAAAUCAAGUGAAAUGUUAAUCUGGUGAUGUGAUAGCAUUUGAUUAGGGGAUGAAUAUACUCUUCUUUUCGGGAGAUAACAAAACUCAUUAUAACUCAUAAAGAGGCACAUGUUGCAGAAAGAGAAAUAUGACGUCAUAAACCCAUACUGUUGAGAUGAAUUCGAUUGCUAGAUUGCAUGUUUGAAGUUUAAUCUUGUGUAAAUGUUACUAUGUGUGUAUGCUUGCUUAGUUAUAAACGAUUCAACGACAUAGUUUCAUUGUUUAGCAGGCAGCUAUGAAAUUAUGUCUUCUAUGAUUUGUUAAAUGUUGAGUACAAUUAUUAAUGCAUUGUGGAUGAAUGAGAUGAUUGAUCAAUUUGUAUAUAACUAAUAUAGAGAAUGCAAAUCAAAAAUAUUUUUAAAAAAUGCUUCUCUUUUUAUAUAUGCACAGAUUUAGAAUUUUCAGUAGCAUUACAUAUAUAUGAAAACCAACUAAAAGGAUUCAGUACUAAUCUCGGUUGAGAUUCGGUUCGGCUGAAUAUUUGGAGUGACGCCUUCACCGAAUUUCGGAGCAGUCCUUCAUAAUUCAUGUCUGAAAAUUCACUUUCAGCUUCGGCCGGUUCUAGCAAUUAAUGUGCACUUAGAUGACACUGCUGUUCGCUUCAAAUCAGUUAGUUGACUGAUCUCAACCGAGAUUAGAUUCAGUACCAUAUAUGAUCUAACUGCUUUGUAGUGAAAGCGGAAAUUCUUGGCUUGUUCAAAGUUUUCACUCGUAGGCGUUGUCGUAAACACUCACUGGUGAACAAUCACCAAGGGGCAUGACGAAGGUGUUGAAGACCAAAUCAAUGGCAAUGCAACUUUCUGUGUAUGAUUUAACCGUCUAGGGGGUGCUUCUGGUGUUCAGAACAUUCAAUAACGUCUCAAGGCAACCAAGUAUAUUUCGACGCAUGAAGAUAGUUUAGCAAAUGUAAAGAAAGUAAUUAGUACUUUCAAUUGUUUUCCUUCAAAGUUUACGUGUACGACGCAAAUAUAACACCGACGUCUCAGCGUGAGUGUCUCAACAAAACAUAGCGCUGUCGUUAUUUUUCUUGUACGUUUUUUCUUGUUGCACAUCAAUUAAAUUUAAAGGAAAGGUAGCAGAUGGUAUAUAUAUUACAAGAUAAUAUAAUAUAGUGGAAAUGCAUGGUAGCAAUGAGCAGAGUGAUAACAUUUUUAGACAUGCAUACUAGAAUGACUCUUUCAAACGUGGUUACUCGUUAACAAGUCGUAAACUACAGUGCAAGGUUGUAGAAUAACAUAAUCCCAUUUGUGACAUCUCUUGUUAAGGAGGAAUGCUACACCAGAGAAAUGUGAUGUGGAUGAAAAUUGGGGGUACAAUAAAAUAUUGAAAUUGAA
Molecule: messenger RNA, 2972 nt
Organism: Ostrea edulis (European flat oyster)
Lineage: Eukaryota; Metazoa; Mollusca; Bivalvia; Ostreida; Ostreidae
Product: collagen alpha-1(I) chain-like
Exons: 13
Coding region: 316-1344 (342 amino acids)
Source: RefSeq, a predicted model, not a curated record